AUGGCUUCUUCAUGGUUUCUCAAUUUGGCUUUUAAAUUCCUUCAUCAUUUCGCAUGGCCUCUUGUUGCUCUGCUGUAUCCUAUGUGUGCUUCCAUACAAGCAAUCGAGACUGAUUGUUAUGCAGAAACUAAGAAUUUGAUCUCAUAUUGGAUACUUCUUUCAUUCAUUUACCUCUUUGACUAUGCUUUAUUCAACCUUCUACCAUGGUUUCACCUCUGGCUGUACAUUAAGCUAAUGAUAAUCUUCUGGCUCACCAUACCAGACUUUGGACGAGCUUCUUAUGUUUAUAAUAAUCUUAUUCGCUCCAUGAAACUGCAAAUACUCACUUGGAAGUUAAAUAACUACCGGAUGAAGUGGUUAUUCGAGAAAGAUAACUUUUUAAUGCAUGCAGAGAUAUAUAUGAAAGAGAAUGGGACAGCAGCAUUAGAGAAACUCAUUGCUAACAAGAAUAAGACGUUUAUACCUCAUGCGGAAGCGACAAGUGAAAUUCUAGCUAAUAAUAAAGAAACAUUGAAGACAAAUGUAGAAAGAAUGGAAGCAAACAUUAAAGAUUUGGAGGCUGUCGUGAAAAAAGAAAUCCCUGCAAUCCAGCAAGAUAUUUUUGCAAUCCCUGAAAUUGUGCCCAGUCAAAAUGCAUCAGCAGCCACCGUAGAAACCAAAGGAAGCGCAGAGAGUAACAAAGCUAGUGGAGAGGCUACUCAGAGUUCAACUUUUACACAGAAGGAAAUGCAGAAAGAGUGGAAUUGUGCUUUAUGUUUGGUAACAACAUCGAACGAGAUGACCUGGAACUCCCACCUAAGUGGAAGGAAACACAGGGCUGCUAUUAAAACUUUUAUAGCAAAGAAGCAACCUACCCUGCAAAAGCAAAACUAUGCAGAAUCGACACAUGAAAUCACAGCUGCCAACAGUAAAGAAACACCAAAGACAAAUGGAAAAGGACUCCAACCCGAACACAUAGAAAUCAAAGAUUUGGAUGCUAUUGCAAAAAAAGAAAUUCCUGCAACCAAGCAAAGAACCUGUGCUAAUAUUGCGGCGGCAAGUCAAAAGGCAUCAUCUGCCAUAAUAGAAACCAAAGGGAGUUCUACCUCUACACAGAAAGAAGUGCAGAAAGAGUGGGCUUGUGCUUUAUGUUUGGUAACAACAUCGAGCGAGACAACCUUAAAUUCGCACCUUAGUGGAAGGAAACACAUGAAUACUAUUGAGGCAUUGAAAGCAAAGAAGCAGCCCACCCUGGAAAAGAACCUUUGUGAACCAUUUAGGAUGGUUAAUUCCAAAAUAAUAUGUAAAGUUUGUAAUAUCAUGCUUCCAAGUGAGGAGUACAUGGCCUCUCACAUAAAAGGGUGGAAGCACUUGGCUAAGAUUCAAACUUGA
Molecule: messenger RNA, 1371 nt
Organism: Vicia faba (fava bean)
Lineage: Eukaryota; Viridiplantae; Streptophyta; Magnoliopsida; Fabales; Fabaceae
Source: the annotation of a GenBank genome assembly